CGCGACCCCUGCCGCCCCAACCCAGCGGCCGCCGGGCGGUGCAGCUGACUCGCCGGAGCGCAUUGGGGUGUGGGCGGAGGCGGCCCCGCCGCGCCCGCGCCUUCGGGAGUCGCUUUGCCUCUUCCACCCACUCGCACCUGCCACCGCGCGGAUACCAUGUCGAAGGCGGCCGGAGGUCCGGCGGCGGCGGCGGCUGAAAGUUGUCCCUCGGCCUCUGCCGGCCCGUCCGCCGCCGCCGCGGUGGAGGACCUGUCCAAAGUGUCGGACGAGGAGCUGCUGCAGUGGAGCAAGGAGGAGCUGAUCCGCAGCCUGCGGCGCGCCGAGGCCGAGAAGGUGAGCGCGAUGCUGGACCACAGCAACCUCAUCCGCGAGGUGAACCGCCGCCUGCAGCUGCACCUCGGCGAGAUCCGCGGGCUCAAGGAUAUCAACCAGAAACUCCAGGAGGACAACCAGGAGCUGAGGGACCUCUGCUGUUUCCUGGAUGAUGACCGGCAGAAAGGCAAGAGGGUGUCCCGGGAGUGGCAGAGACUGGGCCGCUACACGGCUGGGGUGAUGCACAAGGAAGUGGCCUUAUAUCUGCAGAAGCUGAAGGAGCUGGAGGUGAAGCAGGAGGAGGUGGUGAAGGAGAACAUGGAGCUCAAGGAGCUCUGCGUGCUGCUCGACGAAGAGAAGGGCGCCGGCUGCGCGGGCAGCCGCUGCUCCAUCGACAGCCAGGCCAGCCUGUGCCAGCUCACCGCCUCCACGGCGCCCUAUGUGCGGGACGUGGGCGACGGCAGCAGCACCUCCAGCACCGGCAGCACCGACAGCCCGGACCACCACAAGCACCACGCCAGCAGCGGCAGCCCGGAGCACCUGCAGAAGCCCCGGGGCGAGGGCAGCCCGGAGCGCGCCAAGCACCGCAGCACCAGCCCCGAGCAUCUGCAGAAACCCCGAGCCGCCGGAACCCCGGAUCACCCCAAAGCACUCAAAGGACCCAGCCCCGAGCACCACAAACCCUUGUGCAAGGGCAGCCCUGAGCAGCAAAGGCCCCCGCACCCCGGGAGCAGCCCCGAAACGCUGCCCAAGCAUGUGCUGAGUGGGAGCCCGGAACACUUUCAGAAGCACAGGCCGGGGGGCAGCCCGGAGCACGCGAGGCACAGCGGAGGGAGCCCCGAGCAUCUGCAGAAACACGCCCUCGGCGGGAGCCUGGAGCAUCUACCCAGAGCCAGGGGCACCAGCCCUGAGCACCUCAAACAACAUUUUGGGGGGAGCCCCGAUCACAAACACGUGGGCGGAGGAGGCGGAGGCAGCGGCGGAGGCAGCAGGGAGGGUACUCUCCGAAGACAGGCGCAGGAGGACGUGUCACCCCAUCACCGGAGUGUCUACAGUGGCAUGAACGAAUCAACCUUGUCCUAUGUUAGGCAGCUGGAGGCAAGAGUAAGACAGCUGGAGGAAGAAAAUCGCAUGCUGCCCCAGGCCACCCAGAAUAGAAGGCAACCUCCAACUAGAAACAGCUCAAAUAUGGAGAAAGGCUGGGGGCCCAGAGCCCGGCGGGUCUUGCAGUGGUGGCAAGGGUGCCGAGGAAUAGGAAGAUGCCUGCCCACUCUCCCGGGUUCUUUUAGGUUGUCAUCUGGGGCUGAUGGGAGUAACAGUCCACCCAACUCUCCAGCUAGCUUCAGUGGACAUACCACACCUUCUCAGCAGCCUGAACCCGUGGUACAUUCUCUUAAGGUCUUGGAUGUUCAGGAAACUAUAGAUCGUCAACAGGGUAAAGAGUAUGAAAAUGACCUUAGUGAGACAGAAAAAGCUAUAGUCAGAGAAAUGUGCAAUGUUGUGUGGAGGAAACUUGGAGAUGCUGCAGGUUCCUGUCCUGGGAUUAGGCAACAUUUGUCUGGAAACCAGUACAAAGGACCGAUGUGAAAGGCAGUCUUUCAAACAAGAGAUCACCACUGCCAGAGAGAGAUAAAAGAAGAAAAAAGUGGGUUUCCACAAACCUGGACUCAUUGAAUAACCUGGAGUGAUUGUACAUUGCACAUAUU
Lontra canadensis (Northern American river otter) is the source of this 2018-nucleotide messenger RNA. It is a transcript of the gene CCDC85A, whose product is annotated as coiled-coil domain containing 85A. Gene Ontology annotation, cellular component: nucleus. Gene Ontology annotation, biological process: negative regulation of DNA-templated transcription. The coding region runs from base 157 to 1899 and encodes 580 amino acids. NCBI's taxonomy places the organism in Eukaryota, Metazoa, Chordata, Mammalia, Carnivora, Mustelidae. The record is from RefSeq and is a predicted model, not a curated record. The transcript has 7 exons.